CUUCACUGCUGUAACAGAAAGGAUAUUUGAAGCCACUGCGCUCUCUGGUCUAUUCUCAAUCAGACGGGCAGUCGGUGGGGGCACGUCUGAUUAGAAAUCUACUUUUUAGGGACUCAAUUGACACAUUAAAGGAUUACUACGCAAGUGACCAAAUAAGGGAACGUGUAGCCUACUCUACACUUUGACCAAUAAUUAUUUAUUAUACGAGGUUGCAUACUUUGGAUGAGUAUGCUCUUUUUUUUCCAUUAUUGUGCAAGAGCCUUUAAACAACUUUAAAGGUUUGUGUUUUCUCUGUUUAUAAAAAGUUUCUAAGGUUGUCUAAUAACCUCCGUUUUAGAAAACCUGUCAUCGCAAGGAAAAACGUUGGAUACGCAAGUCGCUGCCACACAGCGGGAAUAAGGACAAAAGCAUCUGUACCAACAACACAGGCCACACUUCAAAGCGAAAUAACCUGUUAAAUGUGUCAAUGACUUUCAUACAUAUUCUGCUUUGGCUAAGUGAACAGACAUCCUGAGCAAGAACCAACGAAAUGUAAUUUGAACUAUUAUGCAUACAUAGCUCAUUUGUAACUGUUUAAGUUAAAGACUCCCUUGAACCACUACGCUAUUUAUUUUAUAAAGGAAGAAUAACUUUUGUCUGAAGCUCUCCAACCUCUGGUUUCCUCUACACCGCAUGUGUUUUUGCUGAGUUUACUGCACAUUUCGUGUUUCUUGACAAGCAAAGCACUACACACGAAGCUGGAGUUACCAUACCAUUGUUCUCUUUUGAAGAGCGGACCCCUUUGUCUUCCACGGCCAAGAUGAGUGUGAACAUCUCCUCGCCCGCCCCGGCGCCUACUCGUCCCCUGCGGCUGAAGCGGCUGGAGCUUGACGACCCUCAGGAUGACACGGAAGCCCUGAAAUGCAAGCGUCCUCGGCUGAGCCUUCCACCCUCGUCCCCUGGCCUGGCCCCCUGCCUAAGGCCCCUGAGCCACAGCCCAGACUCCAACCAGCACUGUGUGUCCUGCAUUGGGCCCUACGUCCUGCUAGAACCCACAGAGGGGACAGAGACCUACAGGGCCUUCCACAGGGUUACGGAGCAGGAGUACACCUGCAAGGUGUUCUCUAUGAGGCGGUACCAGGAGUUCACCGCCCCCUACGCCCGCCUGCUGCCCCACGACAACAUUUGCCGCAUCGCCGAGGUGAUAACAGGCGAGCACAGCGUCUUUGUCUUCUUUCAGCGCAACUACGGCGACAUGCACUCGUACGUGCGCACAUGCAAGCGGCUCCAGGAGGAGGAGGCGGUGCUUCUCUUCCGCCAGAUGGCGGUGGCGGUGGCACACUGUCACGAGCAUGGGGUGGUCCUGCGCGACCUCAAGCUGCGCAAGUUUGUCUUCGUAGACCAGCAGAGGACCAAACUUGUUCUUCAGAACCUGGAAGACUCCUGUCUGCUUCACGGGGACGACGACUCUCUUACGGACAAGCACGGCUGCCCGGCCUACGUGGGCCCAGAGAUCCUCAACUCGCACCACUCGUACUCAGGGAAGGCUGCUGAUGUCUGGAGCCUGGGCGUGGUGCUGUACACCAUGCUGGUGGGUCGCUACCCGUUCCAGGAUGUGGAACCUGCCGCUCUCUUUAGUAAGAUCCGCCGGGGGACCUUCACAGUGCCAGAGUCGCUCUCGGUGCGGGCUAAGUCGCUGGUGUGCUGCAUGCUGCGUAAAGCACCCUUGGAGAGACUGGAGGCCUCAGAAUUGCUGCUCCACCCGUGGCUGAACUGUUCCAAUAACACAACACCUCCCAACAUGCACCUCAACCCCAGGAACUGCACUGACCAAGUGGUCCCCAACUACACAGAAGAUACUAAGGACACAGGCUGUUUCUAGAAUAAAAAUAAAAAUGUCCUCUGUCCCAGUGAUGCAAGUAGAGCAGUAUCAUCUCCAUAGAGGGACUACUGGUAAUGCAGGGUUUUUUACUACCUGCCCGACACUUAAGAAACAUAACAUAGUCAUAUGGCAUUACAUAUUUCCAAAGUAAACCUCUUAUGCUAAUGUCUAACUGCAGUUUGGUAUCAAAGCAGUCAAAGCUUUGUUAAUCUGUUGUUAGACAUUAGCAUGUAUAGAUGUUGAAGUUGUGCUUUUGAAGAAGUUGUGAACGUGUUAUGCAGGGCCCUUAAUCCAAAUUGUUACCAAAUGUAUUAUAUAGUUUGGUGUCAUGAAGCAUGUAUUUGUUUAGGUAGUGACAUUGCGGUUACGCAAAGCAGUAACUACUAACUACUGGAUCUCCUGGCCACGUGUAACAGACGCCUCCUUUGAGUUAGAUGUAUAUCUGCUUGUCAAGGGUCCAAUGCAGUUAUUUCCACACUGCAGUGUAACCUCAUGAAAAGCGCUUUUCAAAAGCUACCCAACUAUUGUGCUUUAACCAAUGGACAUUGUUUUGUUGACUCAAUGGGAAUAACAGGUGAAAACAGUCCUCGGGAUCCCUUGCCCCAUAUAGAAGCAGACUGUCUAGCAGUAUUCCCUUUUUGCUGGAAGCAGUAAUUUGACCCAUUUUUGAUUGUGAGCAACUCUGUUGGGAACACUAAAUUGAAGCUGUAUACUGAACAAAAAUGUAAACACAACAAUUUCAAAGAUUUUACUGAGUUACAGUUCAUAGAAGGAAAUCAGUCAACUGAAAUCAUUUAAUUUGUCCCUAAUCUAUGGAUUUCACAUGACUGGGCAGGGGCGCAGGAGGAGCCCACUGCGGAGCCAGGCCCAGCCAAUCAAAAUGAGGUUUUCUCCACGAAAGAGCUUAAUUACAGACGGUCCUGGGCUGGCAUGGUUACAUGAGGUCUGCGGUUCUGAGGCCGGUUAGACGUACUGCCAAAUGUUCUAAAAUUACUUUGGAGGUGGCUUAUGGUAGAGAAAUGAACAUUUUAUCUCUGGCAACAGCUCUGUUGGACAUUCAGCAUGCCAAUUGUACAUCUGUGGCGUUGUGUGACAAAACUACAUUUUAUUGUCCUCAGCAGCAGGUGCACCUGUGUUAUCAUCAUGCUGUUUAAUCAGCUUCUUGAUAUGACACACAGGAGAAAUGCUCACCAACAGGAAUGUAAACAAAUGUGUGCACAAGAUUUGAGAAAAGCAUUUUGUCUUAUGGAAAAUGUCUGGGAUCUUUUAUUUCAGCUCAUGAACUGUAACCUUUAUUUAACUAGGCAAGUCAAUUAAGAACAAAUUGUUAUUUACAAUGACAGCCGACCCCGGCCAAACCAGGACGAUGCUGGGCCAAUUGUGCACAUGAAACGUGAUCUUCUUUACAUGUUGCGUUUAUAUUUUUGUUCAGUAUAUAUCUGACAGGACUGAUACCUGAUGCCUCUGAACUUGACAAAAUCCUAGAAUACUUGAAGCACGUUUUGUGCCUUUGUUUGUGUGUACUGUUGUUUACAUAUUUGAGUGACAAAUCUGGAUCGUUUCAAACAUUAAAGUGCCUUGUUUUCAUAACCACAGUUUGUUGUAGACCCUCUCCCCUCUCUUAUAUCCCUAUCAGAAGUUCACCAAGCUUUUCUUUACCAAAGAAUUAAGCUACCCUCAUUUAUUACGUAUGGUGUGAUGAUCCAGGUUUAGUGAGCUGUGAUUCAGUGAUAGUUCAGCGUGGUGUCCUAGAUCCCAAGACAAGUGUAGUCGUCAUGACCUCAAGCGUGAAUUAAUGUCUAUAGUAUAUAGUGCAGUGGGUUAGAUCCUGAAGGAUACAGUGCUGUAGUGUACUUUAAACACCCAUAUAAUGGUGAGACUGUUUAGUAUCUGUUGAACUGAACAAGGGCAUCACAUACAUUACACAGUAAUAUGUGGUGUUAGUCGUGAUGCCUGCAUGCAGUUCGCUAACCCUAAAUAGAUCUCAGAUCCUACUUCACUAUGCCAUAGAUCUUGUGAGACUUUAAAUACUUUUUUAUAUAUAUUUAUAUAUGAUGCAAAAGAAAGUACACUACAUUUGUUUUUCUUAGGUUGGAGGGUUGGUGGAUGUACUUAUGUAAAAGUAUUGUCAUUUUCCAGUAAAAAUAAAUCCUUCGAACGGUU
Oncorhynchus nerka (sockeye salmon) is the source of this 4024-nucleotide messenger RNA. RefSeq names its product tribbles homolog 2-like. The record is from RefSeq and is a predicted model, not a curated record. Gene Ontology annotation, biological process: regulation of MAP kinase activity; protein phosphorylation; positive regulation of proteasomal ubiquitin-dependent protein catabolic process. Bases 800 to 1861 code for a protein of 353 amino acids. The transcript has 4 exons. Lineage: Eukaryota; Metazoa; Chordata; Actinopteri; Salmoniformes; Salmonidae. Gene Ontology annotation, molecular function: protein kinase activity; ATP binding; mitogen-activated protein kinase kinase binding. Gene Ontology annotation, cellular component: nucleus.